UCUUUUCUCUCUCUAACAAAAAGUAAAAUAGAGAGAAACCCAUAUCACAUUACAUGACAAGUGACAACAAUCCCUCCUUAAAAAAAUAAAAAAUAAACAAUCCCUCCUAAGAAAAAAAACUAGUCAUUAUAUUAUCAAAAUACACUUGGCAACUGUUUGAUACAGUUGCACAACUCUUGUUUUACAGGUGUUAGAUCCUCUCAAUACUCAACACCUUUAAUCCAGUUAAAAGAAAAAAAAACAAAAAAAAACAGAGGGGUAUACAAAAAGAAUACAAUAAACCCAAAAAGAAAAAACCCCACUAAAAAUUCUUUGAUUAUUUGUAUCAUAGUUUCCCAUAAUUUAACAUUUUGGGUAAUACCCAAAAAUCCCAUCUUUUGUAAUUUUGGCUUUGUUUGAGAUUUGGGAUCAAACUGAAUUUGAUCAAAGUUUUGUAUUGUAGUUGAAGUGGAUUGCUUAUUUGUUGGAAUUUUGGGUUUUUGUUUUGUUUUGUUUUUUGGCUUAAGGCACUGUUUGGUGUUCUGUUGAAGAGACAAGAGAUUUUAGUGUUUUGUGUGUAUGGGAAUUUGGUAAAUGGUAUUGAGGGUCUUUUGAUUGGAAAAAGAUUGGAUUUUUAGUAGUUGAAGAGAAGUUUGGUGGAUUGCUUAUUUGUUGGGAUUUUGGUUUUUUUUUUUUUUUUGGUUUAAGGCACUGUUUGGUGUUCUGGUUGAAGAUACCAGAGAGAUUUUAGUGUUUUGUGUGUAUGGGAAUUUGGUGAAUGGUUUUGAGGGUCUUUUGAUUGGAGAAAGAUUGUAUUUUUAGUGAUUUGAGAGGAGUGGUGGGAGGUUUAUAGAGUUUGAAUAAAAAUGGUUAGUGGAACUUUGUUUCAUUAUAGAAAGAACUCAUGGCCACCUGAGGAGUAUAUUACUAGAGCAACUUUGCAAUUGUUUGAUUUUGAUAGUGCUGCACCACCAUCUCAAGCUUGGAGAAGGAAACUAAACAGCCGAUGUAGCAAGUUAAAAGAAUUUAGUGUCACAUUCACAGAGGCGAUAAAAAUGGUUCGGCUUGGUAUACGUCUAUGGUCAUAUGUAAGGGAAGAAGCAUCCUAUGGAAGGAGAGCUCCAAUUGAUCCAUUUACAAGAGAACGCUACAAACCAUCAGCAUCUCAGGGUGUUCCACUUGGAGGGAUGGGGAGUGGCAGCAUAUCCAGAGGCUUUAGAGGCGAGUUCCGGCACUUUCAGAUUCUUCCUGGAACAUGUGAGACUUCUCCAAUCAUGGCCAAUCAGUUCUCAAUUUUCAUAUCCCGGGAUGGAGGAAACAAAAAGUACGCAUCCGUUUUAUCUCCAGGAGAACAUGAAGGGCUAGGGAAGGCUAGUGAUCAUGGUAUAUCAUCAUGGGGCUGGAAUCUGAGUGGACAGCAUUCUACAUAUCAUGCACUCUUUCCUCGGGCUUGGACAGUAUAUGAUGGUGAACCAGACCCAGAACUGAAAGUUUCUUGCCGGCAAAUAUCACCGUUCAUCCCACAUGACUACCGCGAGAGCAGUCUUCCUACAUCAGUUUUUGUUUACACCUUGGCGAACACUGGGAAGGAAAGGGCACAAGUCAGCCUUCUUUUUACAUGGGCGAAUUCAAUUGGAGGCGUCUCACACCUAUCAGGAGAUCACGUGAACGAACCAUUUAUAAGUGAAGAUGGAGUCUCUGGCGUACUCCUACAUCACAAGACAAAAGAAAACCCUCCUGUUACUUUCGCUGUAGCUGCAUGCGAAACUCAGAAUGUCAGCGUUACUGUUUUACCUUGUUUUGGCCUGACUGAGGGUAGCUGUGUAACAGCAAAGGAUAUCUGGGGUAAAAUGGCGCAGGAUGGGCACUUUGAUCGAGAGAACUUCAGCAAAGGACCAAGCAUCCCAUCAUCACCUGGGGAGACACAUUGUGCUGCUGUUUCUGCCUCUGCAUGGGUUGAACCACAUGGAAAAUGUACCGUGGCAUUCGCUGUUGCUUGGUCAUCUCCUCAAGUCAAAUUCAUGAAAGGAAAGUCGUACCAUAGGCGGUACACAAGGUUUUAUGGAACCUCAGAAAGGGCUGCUGUAGAUUUGGUUCAUCAUUCAUUGACAAAUUAUAUGCUGUGGGAAGAAGAAAUCGAGAAAUGGCAAAAUCCUAUCCUUAAUGAUGAUAAGCUACCAGAAUGGUACAAGUUUACGCUGUUUAAUGAGCUGUAUUUUCUGGUGGCUGGUGGGACAGUAUGGAUUGACUCUGGAGUUCCUUCUUCAGACUCAGUUAGUACCAGAACCACGAGACCUAGCAAUGAAGUCAAAGUAACUAAAGUCAAAUCGAAUUAUAAAAAUGGUUUACAAGUGGAGCAGACUGCAUAUAAUGGUUAUGAGGAAGGCAACCAUCUCUCAAGUUCCGAUAAGUUUUCAGGGUCAAUUACUGACAGUGAUGAUGUGGGCAGGUUUCUAUACUUGGAAGGUGUAGAAUAUAUUAUGUGGUGUACAUAUGAUGUGCACUUCUAUGCCUCUUUUGCACUUCUUGCUUUAUUUCCUAAAAUUGAGCUCAGCAUUCAGCGGGAAUUUGCCAAAGCUGUCUUAUGUGAAGAUGGAAGAAAAGUGAAGUUUCUAGCAGAGGGUAAUUGGGGAAUACGGAAAGCGAGGGGAGCUAUUCCUCAUGAUCUUGGAAUGCAUGAUCCUUGGCACGAAAUGAAUGCCUAUAACAUACAUGAUACUAGUAAAUGGAAGGAUCUCAAUCCGAAAUUUGUGCUUCAGGUCUAUAGGGACUUUGCUGCAACUGGAGAUUUUUCCUUUGCUACAGAUGUCUGGCCUUCUGUAUGUGCUGCAAUUGAGUAUAUGGAUCAAUUUGAUCGUGACAAUGAUUGUCUAAUUGAAAAUGAUGGUUUCCCUGAUCAAACAUAUGAUACAUGGACGGUUCACGGAAUAAGUGCUUACUGUGGUGGUUUAUGGCUUGCUGCUCUUCAAGCUGCAGCUGCGAUGGCCAUGCAUGUCGGCGACUAUGCCUUUGCAGAAAAAUGCAAAGGCAAGUUGAUAAAAGCCAAGGCAGUAUAUGAGGAAAAAUUAUGGAAUGGCUCAUAUUUUAACUAUGACAGUGGAUCUAGUAGUAACAGUAAGUCAAUCCAGGCUGAUCAGCUAGCUGGACAGUGGUAUAUGGCAUCUUCUGGCUUGCCUGAUCUCUUCGAUGGUGUAAAGAUCAAGAGUACUCUUCAAAAAAUUUAUGACUUCAAUGUCAUGAAAGUUCGUGGAGGCAGAAUGGGUGCAGUAAAUGGAAUGCAUCCAAAUGGAAAGGUGGAUGAGACUUGCAUGCAAUCUCGUGAGAUAUGGACAGGUGUCACAUAUGGUGUGGCUGCCACCAUGCUUCAUGCUGGUAUGACAGAGCAGGCAUUCACUACAGCUGAAGGCAUAUUCACUGCGGGCUGGUCAGAGGAUGGCUAUGGAUACUCAUUUCAAACACCCGAAGGUUGGACCAUGGAUGGACAUUUUCGAUCUCUGAUAUAUAUGAGGCCCCUCUCAAUUUGGGGCAUGCAGUGGGCGUUAUCAAUGCCUAAGACAAUCCUUGAUGCCCCUAAGGUCAAUAUAAUGGACAGAAUUCAAGUGGCCCCCCACACUCCUCCGGAGACAGUUGUCCAGAAAAUAGCCGAAAAAGCAAAAUGUUUGAACAGUAAAAUUUUCAGCUGUUCUUGCUAAGGAGUUUCUUAGGUUUUAAACUUUUUUAGAAAUUCAUUCCCUUUUUCUGUCUACGGGAACAACAAAUGUGGCUGUUUGGCAAAUCUCUUAACACUGAAGAGCAGUAAAGAAAUCUGCAGUGCUAGAGUACUUGAUAGAGAGAUAAUGGGCGAAAGUUAGUAUCACAAUUUGGUUUUUGUUUAUUGAUGAGUUUAACUUUGUAAUAGGUUCAUCUCUUCUGUGUAUAUUGCAAGAUCAAUGUAAUAUUCUUGGUGCAUGGGUACAUAGGUGAAACUAAGUUCUUUAUAAUAUUUGGCUGAGACGGGUUUAAAUGGAGGCAA
Molecule: messenger RNA, 3991 nt
Organism: Lycium barbarum (goji berry)
Lineage: Eukaryota; Viridiplantae; Streptophyta; Magnoliopsida; Solanales; Solanaceae
Exons: 18
Coding region: 846-3671 (941 amino acids)
Biological process (GO): carbohydrate metabolic process; glucosylceramide catabolic process
Cellular component (GO): membrane
Molecular function (GO): glucosylceramidase activity; beta-glucosidase activity
Source: RefSeq, a predicted model, not a curated record